This is a messenger RNA of Erpetoichthys calabaricus (reedfish), 738 nucleotides long. Its product is annotated as GTPase IMAP family member 2. Gene Ontology annotation, molecular function: GTP binding. NCBI's taxonomy places the organism in Eukaryota, Metazoa, Chordata, Cladistia, Polypteriformes, Polypteridae. The coding region runs from base 1 to 738 and encodes 245 amino acids. The transcript is spliced from 4 exons. The record is from RefSeq and is a predicted model, not a curated record.
AUGGCUUCAAAAAGACUUUCGACUGUAAUAGUACUGAUUGGAACCACUGGCAAUGGAAAGAGUGCCACAGGAAACACAAUACUGGGAAAACAAGCAUUCAUAUCCGAAGUUAGCCCCUUUCCUGUGACGAAAAAAAUUGAGCUUGCAAAGGGUUGUGUGGCAGGAAAACAUUUUACUGUUCUAGAUACUCCAGAUCUAUUACAGAUACCAAAUGCUCUCUGUGAAAUCAAAGAGAAGAUUGCUGAACUGUCACUUUCAGGACCUCAAGUUUAUCUUCUAGUCAUUAGGUUGGGGUGCUUUACAGAAAAUGAAAAAAAAAAUGCUGAGAAAAUACAGGAAAUGCUUGGAACUGAAGCUCUUGAAAAUGCAAUUGUUCUCUUUACCUUUGGAGACAGGCUGGAAGGCAAAACCAUUAAAGAAUUAAUUGAAAGUAACGUAGAACUCGAAAAACUUUUGGAACAGUGUGGAAAAAGGUUUCACAUAUUCAACAAUAUGAAUAUGCAUGAUGACACACAAGUCAAAAAAUUAAUAAUAAGCAUUGAGAAAAUGCAGAUGGUGAAAGAUGAUUCCACAAUACGAAUAGUACUUAUUGGUAAUACUGGAACUGGAAAAAGUGCAUCAGGGAACACAAUUUUGGGAAAGAAGGAGUUUUUAUCUGAAGUCAGCCCACGCCCAGUAACACAGUUUUGGGGAAAGGCUGAAGGACAAGACAGUGGAGGAGUUUCUACAGACAAAUAA